Messenger RNA from Oncorhynchus nerka (sockeye salmon), 1713 nucleotides. RefSeq names its product dual specificity protein phosphatase 13A-like. The record is from RefSeq and is a predicted model, not a curated record. Gene Ontology annotation, cellular component: cytoplasm. Bases 323 to 961 code for a protein of 212 amino acids. The transcript is spliced from 3 exons. Gene Ontology annotation, biological process: negative regulation of MAPK cascade; protein dephosphorylation. Lineage: Eukaryota; Metazoa; Chordata; Actinopteri; Salmoniformes; Salmonidae. Gene Ontology annotation, molecular function: protein tyrosine/serine/threonine phosphatase activity; MAP kinase phosphatase activity.
AUGCAGCCAGAGAUGUAGUAGGGUUGUAAUAGCAUUCUUCCUUCCUUCAAUCCUGCAGACAUUUAAGCCAUUGGGCUUCAAUGUCCACUAGAGGGGGUAUAAAGAUGGUGUUAUAGAUUUAGUCAACACCACUAACUAUUCCGUCUGUUCAUGUCAGUCACUUGCUGUCAUAACGCAAGCUUGAAAACACUUCCUACCUGGCACACCAGGCAAGCAAAAACAAGUGUGCCUAGGGAGAGUUUGCAGUACAGAGGCAAUGGUCUGUUUAUGUUCGAGGCCUGUAUGAGCUGAGGACUAUCACUGUUUAUGUUUAGGCUUUACAAUGGCCAGUGAGGGAGUUUCAAGUACAGUGUCCAGCAAGACAGGUGAGCUACUGGGUUGUGUGUCAGGUGUCUCAGGCUCAUGUGACACUGGGCAGAGUUGUGAAUGUGAGCCAGAUGUGUGUGAGCCUCCAUCUCUGGAGGAGCUGGAGGAGGUGCUACAUUCAGCCCAGAGCUCCUGUAGGCACGGAGACGAGGUGUGGCCCAACCUAUACCUGGGGGAUAUGUAUAUGUCUCAUAACAAGUAUGAGCUGUGGAAGUUGGGCAUCACUCAUGUCCUGAAUGCAGCCCAUGGUAAGAUGUGUUGUAAAGGCAGUGAUGAUUACUACGGUACCACAGUCAGCUAUUACGGUGUUCCUGCCAAUGACCUACCCACCUUUGACCUCUCACCUUUCUUUCACCCUGCUGCUCAGUUCAUCCACCAGGCAUUAAAGUCAGGAGGCAAGGUGUUAGUGCACUGUGCUGUAGGAGUGAGUCGGUCGGCUGCGUUGGUCCUAGCCUUCCUCAUGAUCCAUCAUCAUCAUCCUCUGCUGGCAGCCAUCCGGCUGGUGCAGCAAAAACGAUGGGUGUUCCCCAACAGAGGCUUCCUAAUGCAGCUUAUUAACCUGGACUACACUCUUCACAGAGAGAGAAGGGACUGAAUACACACACACCAGACCUGGGAUAACUAUAGUUUUGAAUAUUAUUUGUGGAAAGUAACUAUACCUGUGACUAUAGAUCCCAAAAAAUGACUACUUUUUUAAACUAUUUGAAUACAGAUCUCAGAAAGUAACCACUCUUUAACUAAUGGUAGGGUUGUAUCUGGAACAUAAACUAUUGGAUUAGCUACCUUCAACUAAAAGCAUGGCUGUAUCAGGUAAUGCAUGUUGCAGAUAGAAAUAGAAUGAAUAGAGCAAACACAAUUCCCUACACUAUUCAAAUCUAUCUUGCAGUCGAUCAUAGUUGUUGUACAUAAUGCAUUUAUAUCUGAACAUUCUGUACAUUUCCAUUCACCUGAACAGGCCCCAGGUGUAGAAAAUCAAGUCAAACCAAUGAUAUUUUGUACAGAUAAAUAUAAAUAAGUUGUGAUGCUCAACUACAUAUCCUCUGGCGUGUUGAUUUUAAUGUGUUGAUGUUCUCUUUAUCCAUAACCAGAAUGAUUUUGCAGCGCAUGGUGAUCAAACAGGUUUCAUGUUAUAUUCAGAGGUGUAGAGAGGGUGAAGUUUAUGAAUCCCCCAAAAAUGUAAUUAUACAGAUAUUAUACAAAAAUGCACACAACAGUAUUCAUAACUUCUUUUUUUUUUGAGUGUAUGACUCUUUAAAACAUGGAACUGGGAAGGUCAAAAGCUGCAAUUAAUUUUAUUAUUCCAUAAAAUAAUUCAAAGCCAUUUGUAAACAUUGCAAACGGGAAGUU